Messenger RNA from Trematomus bernacchii (emerald rockcod), 2320 nucleotides. It is a transcript of the gene slc39a7, whose product is annotated as solute carrier family 39 member 7. The coding region runs from base 153 to 1559 and encodes 468 amino acids. The record is from RefSeq and is a predicted model, not a curated record. NCBI's taxonomy places the organism in Eukaryota, Metazoa, Chordata, Actinopteri, Perciformes, Nototheniidae. Gene Ontology annotation, biological process: zinc ion transmembrane transport; intracellular zinc ion homeostasis. The transcript has 8 exons. Gene Ontology annotation, molecular function: zinc ion transmembrane transporter activity. Gene Ontology annotation, cellular component: membrane.
GAUUUCGUUGAGUUUACUUGAGUAAAUGCCACGUCUUAACAAUAGCAUCCACGCAGACACAAGUACGCGUUUUAUCAAACGUAUUGCUCGCAGGACAGAGAGUUAUCCAGCGGCCCAGCAGGCAGUGAUAUCUGACACAAUCCGGGGAUACCAUGGGCUGUGUACGUCUGCUGGCACUGACACUGGCCGCAUCUGCAGUCCUCCUGUUAGCCUCCCAUUCAACCACCGCUCAUAGCCAUUCCCAUGGCGACCAUGGACACGGCCACCACGGCCACUCUCACGAUGACCUUGAGGAUGUGAAGAUGUUCCAUGGAGCGAGCAAGUGGAGCGCCGAGGCUAACAUCCCUCUGGAGGAAGAGGAGCACCACGGGCACGCUCACUCUCAUGACCAUGGACACGAUCACGGGCACGCUCAUGAUCACGGACACGACCACGGGCACGCUCAUGAUCACGGACACGCUCAUGAUCACGGGCACGCUCAUGAUCACGGGCAUCAGGAGGAUAUUGUCCGGGUGCACAAGGAGGAAAAUGGACACGUGCACUCACACGGAGGGGAGAGGGUGAAGAGGGAGGCAGAACCAGAGAAGAGGGAUACGUUGGAGCUUUGGACACAGGCUAUCGGAGCAACCCUACUGAUCAGUGCGGCCCCUUUCCUCAUCCUGUUCCUAAUUCCAGUUCAGUCCAACAGCGACCAGCACCAGAACCUGCUCAAGGUGCUGCUCAGCUUCGCCUCAGGCGGACUGCUGGGUGACGCCUUCCUCCACCUCAUACCACACGCUUUGGAGCCCCACUCUCACCAUGGAGAAGAAGAUCACGGACACUCGCAUGCAAGUGAAGAGUCACAGGACCACGGCCACUCCCACGGGGCUGCCCACGGUCACACGAUGUCCGUGGGUCUGUGGGUUCUCGGUGGGAUCAUAGCCUUCCUGGUUGUGGAGAAGUUUGUGCGGGCACUGAAGGGAGGCCACAGUCAUUCCCACGGCCACUCACAUGACGCUCCCAAGGAAAAGGACAGCGAUGGAGAAGAUGAAAAGGAAGGAAAGAAGAAAGAGGGAAAAAAAAGCAAAGACAAAGCGGUGUCAAAGAAAGAGGAGCCAAAGAGCACAGACAUCAAGGUGUCGGGUUACCUGAACCUUGCAGCUGACUUCACACAUAACUUCACUGACGGCCUGGCCAUCGGAGCGUCGUUCCUGGUCAGUCCUGCGGUGGGAGCCGUCACCACCCUCACCAUCCUGCUGCACGAGGUCCCACAUGAGAUCGGAGACUUUGCCAUCCUUGUUCAGUCCGGCUGCACCAAAAAAAAGGCCAUGUGUCUACAGCUGCUGACGGCUCUGGGAGCUCUGGCCGGCACAUCUUGCUCCCUAUUGGCUGAGGGCGUGGGCGCUGCGGCGACCGCCUGGAUCCUGCCGUUCACUGCCGGCGGAUUUGUUUACAUCGCCACGGUGACCGUGCUCCCAGAACUGCUAGCGGGCCGCACCAGUUUCGGCCAGUCUCUGAUGGAGAUCCUGGCCCUGCUGUUCGGAGUGGGCAUGAUGGUGCUGAUCGCUGAGUACGAGUGAGACGGAGAGAGAAGAGGGUCAAAAGUGGUUGAAAAAAAAAAUAAUGCUGGUUUUAAGUAGAGUCCAAUUGGAUUAUGAUUUGUCAGAGGUGUUUUUUUGUAUUGCUUCUGUUUUGGGACGAGCACCACCUACUGAUGGGGAGUGGAUGAUUUUUGUUAUGUUCUUUUAGCGUUUCACUUGCUGAUUUGUUAUACUGUAUUUUUGGGAGAGACUGAGAGCUGGAAAGUAACGACCUGAUGGAAACAUAUUUUAAGGACUGCUUUUCAUUAAGGGUCUACAUCAGGACUGGAUGAGAAAUAUUUCUGUCCGCUGGUUUCACAAUUUACUCACCGUGUUCAAGACACCGAUCGUCAGCUUCACUUUUACUGGUGGCCGGUUUCCAAGAGUGGCUUAAAGUAGAUUCAUCUUCCAGCACAUUUUCUGUCCUUUUGCUAAUUAAAUCUGCAUUUCAGAGUUGGGUCAGUGAAAGGGAAGCAAUGGUCAGGCUCCGUUGUUCUCACUACAGUGACCGGCUCGUUAACGUGUCUGUCUGGAGAUGAUGAAUGUUAAUAUUUUUACAUUCCACAAAAUAAAAGUAAAAGUUGUGGCUUCUACAGAUGUACUCUGAAGUCAUUCAAAUCUUUGUCAAAGUAACAAGCUGUUUUAGCCUUUACCAUUCCUACACAAUCUACUGUAUAGUUUAUUAACUAACGAUGGAUAGUCAAGGAGAAUACUGACAGCUGUGAUGAACAUCCCCAAUAAAGGUUUAUCAUUUCCUGUGA